GUGUGAGAGAGAAUCCACAACGGUUUUAGAUAUCUUCACUCCCUCAAUCGGUGUUCUCUAUAAGAAGCAGUGGAGAGAUCAUAAAAAUAAAAUAAUAUUCUAUGGAUUCAGGCUCCAUGGAACUCAAAGUGAUGUAUUGUAAAGACGUAAACUCAUUCAAUUUCUUCAAAAAACUCUUAGUUUAUGUUCUUGUUUCAAUCGUGAGAGAUGAUGGUGGUGGUGAUACUGAUAAAAAACAACUGGAGCUGCAGAAACAGCAACAAAGAACACCCACUGACACAGAAGGAGAUGGGAAUCCCGAAUGGAAUCACCAGAUGCAUUUCGAUCUGACCGAGGUUUCAUUUCAAGAUUGUGAUCAUUUCUUUAUCCACUUCGAUCUCUGUCAUGAAGGUCUCUAUUUUGGAGACAAAACUAUUGGGAAAGUUCGUGUACCCUUGAAAGAUUUGAUCGAGGAGGCUAAUGGAAUUGUCAGGUUUUUGAGUUACGAGGUUCGAACUCCAGAUGGGAAACCCAAUGGGGUGCUAAAAUUCUCCUGUCAGGUGAAGAACAUGGGUACUAAUUCUUCACAAGCUGGCAUCACUGGGUAUCCAAUAGUCAAUAAUCAGCCAUAUCCAACAUCGGAAGUUCAAAGUUUAUCAGAACAAGCUCAUUAUCCGACGUUGGAUUUGGAAGGUAACUCCCAGGAAACAGACACUGUGUCUCAAGUUCGUUAUACAUCAGAUUGGAUACAAUAUUCCUCCCAAGAGAAUUAUUAUCCACCACCACAAGCCUAUUAUCCGCCGCCGCCGCCACCACCACAAGCCUAUUAUCCGCCUCCGCCGCCUCCGCCACCAGGAAGACCACCACCGAUGGCGGAUGGGGCAUGGGGAUGUAACUGCCCGCCUCAGCCCCCACUGCUCCAUACUUGGCCUCCUGGUGCUAAUAACUAUGGCAGCCAGGGGAACUGGAGCCCCAUGGCAGGACAAUUGCCGACAUAUGCUGACAAAGAGAUGCGAGCAAAUGAUUUGAGAUUGGGGAGAGUUCAUCAUUCAUCGUUUUGGAAUGGCAGGUGAUGAACGUUGACUUGUUGUUGUGCUUUUGCUACCUAAUGUUUUUCUCUGUAGAAUGACAGGUACAAUGAUGUGGCAUCUCUGUCAUGAUGCUUUGCUGUCCUCUUCAGGCCCUGGAAGAUGUAGCAAUUGAGUGCGCACAAAUUUGUCAAUCAAUUCCCUAGUUAAUUAGCAGAAUCGAAGCACGAUUAAAAGAAAUACUGUUUGUAUUCAAAAUAAAUGUACUAGAGUACUGGUGUAUAUUUUGUGUAUAUGGCUACCGUUAUUUUGAUUGCUCAAAGGAAUAGCUUGCAACCCUCUUGGAAAUGGUAGCUGAGAACAAACCAGUUCCAAUCCUUUGAAGCAUUCUAAUGCCAGUGGGUUUCCUAGCUAAAGCUCUUGAUAAAGAGACAGAUGCGAUCAAAGACAGGGACUAGCAUAACGAUUGUCAGGUUUGUGAAGGAUAGAAGCGUAGCAGUUGGUAUUAUGAAGCCGGAUGCAAUUGUUCUAUCCUUGCUAGCUCCUUGCAUGGUGAAAAAUGUUGAGUAUUGUGCAUCUACAAUGGCAUAUAAUAGAUUUGUAGCCCUUAUAGGAAUAAACCCUUGGCACUGCCUUCGCUUCUCGAUCUUCAUCAAUACUGCAUACCCCGUCUUCUCCAAAGCACAUAUCCAGCGCAAGCAAGGCUUUGUUGAGGAACCUGUAACAUUGGAGGAUCCAAAUUUCCAGCCUUCAUGGGCCAAGGUUCUAUGAUCAGCUUCCAUGGCCUGCAUAUUCCUCGUUGCAGCAACGAAAACCUGACCAAUUCUCGUAAAGAAGCAAUUUCCUUCUUUGGUCUAAUAACUAUAAGUUUGAGGUCCAAACAAGAAGAGAACCAACGCAAGAACCAUCAUGAAACAGGGAAUCCCAAUUCCAAGAAAUCAGCUCAUGUAAUCUUCUGCCUUCGCUCUCCUCAGGGUCUUCCCCCAUCAAAUAGAUUGGCUCCAAAUGCCUGGAUACAAGGCCUGCGCCCACGUUGUCCAACAGCUACUAUAUAUAUAUAUUGAAAGAAAGAACAAGGCUUCUUUGAAAUUGAGAGAAUGAAGGAUAGCAGACAGAAUCAACAAGGCAAGUCCCUGCCAACAAUCCAAGGGAAAAUUACUGGCAUUCAAAUUUAAUUGUAAGGUAAGAAAACAAAAAUCAACAUUCUAAAUCUUUUGCUAAGUUAUCACAACUAAACUAUAUAAGAAUCACACACACACACACACACACACACACACACACACACACACAACUAAGCUAUAUAAGAAUCAUUAAAUAACUAAUAUAACUAACAACUAAGUUUAAUGAUUCUCAUGUAGCCUAGUUAUUAGUGAUUAUAUUGUGCAAGUAAUCAUACAUAAAACUCAUUUUAUUCUUUUAAAAUAUAAUUAUUAUUAAUAAAAGUUCUUUAUUUUUAAUAUUUCUUUAUAUUUGAUUAAUGAAUAUAAUGUUUAAUUAAUUAAUAUAGAGUAAAGAUAAAGUCAAUGAAACAAAAAAAUAUUUUGCAAAGUAAAUUAUAAAGUUGUUAUAAUUAUGAGAUUCAUAUUGUUUCAAAUCAUUGUUCCUAAAUAUUUAUGAUCAAUAUUUUAUUAAGAAGAAAUAUUAAUUAGAGCUAUAAUACUAUCACUCAUAUCAAGUGUUGCAAUAAAGGACGAUGUUUUAAUUCAGUGAUUACUGGAAAAAAAAUCAUGUAUUAAUUUCUUUUCUUAUCUUUAUGAAAAAAAACAAAUUAUUGUCUGCUGUGUGAAAUCAUGAAUUUCCUUUGAAUCUUGUUUAUCAUAAAAAAUAGUGUAGUACUUUUUAUGGAUGCCAAAAAUAUCAUACAUUGAAACGCAUAUCACAACAAAAAUGAUUACUUCCAUGCAUUAUGAACAAAUUGUUAGUGAAUAUGUUAUGCAAUCAAUCGGUUAAUUAUACGUAGCAUUGAUUUUAUUCAUGUAAAAUAUAUUUAUUAUUAAUAAAGGUUUUCUAUCUUUAAUAAUCAAUUAUAUUUGAUUAAUGAAUCUAGAGUAAAGAUAAAGUCCAUGGAACAAUAAUGUUUUGUAUAGAAAAUUAUAAAGUUGUUAUAAUUAUGAGAUUCAUAAUUCAUCAAAGUAUUGUUUUUAAAUGUUCAUUGUCAAUAUUAUAUUAAGACUGAACAUUAAUUAAAAUUUUCGAGACUAGUGCAUAUUAUAUUCCUUCUUUUAUGAAAGAAAAUGGUUUUUUUCAUAAAUUGAGGUAUGAGGGAUGCCUGGAACUAAUAUACAGAUACUUGUCAUAUGAUAUGUACACUGAACUAACUCACAAAAAAAUUUCAUAUAGAAAGAUCACUCAUGUCUAUGGAAAGGCUUUCGUAAUAGUUAUGUGAGUAAUCUUUAGACUUAAGAUUAUUAAAUUAUAUUAUAUAGAGAGUGUUUUGCUUAAAUCAUAACCACACAUUAUCCUAAUCAAUGGUAAUAAACAAGCAAAUAUUGAGUAUAACAUAAAAUAUAUGAAGGUAUUUGAGUAAUUAAAAGAUGAUUCAUCACUCUAGGUGAACUAGGAAAAAUAUUUCAUAUGUUCUCAAAUAGUAUUGAUUGUGAAAUCUUUAACCAAGAUGAAAUAAGUUUUGAAAAGAAUUUCAAAAUAUUUUUCAAAGAAUCAAUGACUAAAAUGUUGAGAACUAAAACGACAAAACAGAUAUAUUUUAUGUUAUAAUGUUUAAAUUGGAACAUUCAUGAUGAAUGAAUAAUAAUUAUACCAAGAAACUAGUUAUUAAAAGGUUAAAUCAAACCACUUAUGACUUUUUUAAUAUUUGAAGGAUCAUAACAUAUUGCUAGACAUUGUACUUGAUCUUUAAAUAUAAAUCAAUAAAUUAUUGAAUUGAUAGAAAAUGAAAUCAUUUAACUUAUUUAAUCUUAUUUUAUUUAAGAUUAUGAUUUAUAUUUGGGUCAAUUUAUUAAUAAAAUUAAAAAUUAAAAAUUAAAAUAGGAUGAUUAAUCAAGUAUAGCUUGAUCGUAAAUAAAUUUUAAAAAUUAAGGAUUAUAAUAUAAUUAAUACAUGGUAUUACAAUUCUAGACCUAGAAAGAAUCAAGUAGGGACUUAAUUAAAUAAAUUUCUAAAAUUAGUCUAAAAUAUUAUAUGUGAUAUUAUUUAAGAGGAAAAUUAAUAUUUUAUUAUUUAUAUAAUUAAAUAAAUUUUUAAAAUUAUUCUAAAAUAUUAUAUGCUGACAUAUGCUGACGAAGAGAUGCGGCAAAUGAUUUGAGAUUGGGGAGAGUUCAUCAUUCAUCGUUUUGGAAUAGCAGGUGAUGAACGUUGACUUGUUGUUGUGCUUUUGCUACCUAAUGUUUUUCGCUGUAGAAUGACAGGUACAAUAAUGUGGCAUCUCUAUCAUGAUGCAUUGCUGUCCUCUUCAGGUCCUGGAAGAUGUAGCAAUUGAGUGCGCACAAAUUUGUCAAUCAAUUCCCUAGUUAAUUAGCAGAAUCGAAGCACGAUUAAAAGAAAUACUGUUUGUAUUCAAAAUAAAUGUACUAGACUGGUGUACAUUUUGUGUAUAUGGCUACCGUUAGUUUGAUUGCUCAAA
This is a messenger RNA of Populus nigra (black poplar), 4587 nucleotides long. Its product is annotated as protein SRC2 homolog. The record is from RefSeq and is a predicted model, not a curated record. Gene Ontology annotation, biological process: defense response. The transcript is spliced from 2 exons. Bases 102 to 1052 code for a protein of 316 amino acids. NCBI's taxonomy places the organism in Eukaryota, Viridiplantae, Streptophyta, Magnoliopsida, Malpighiales, Salicaceae.